This is a messenger RNA of Molossus molossus (Pallas's mastiff bat), 3446 nucleotides long. RefSeq names its product MAP7 domain containing 1 (gene MAP7D1). The transcript is spliced from 16 exons. The coding region runs from base 445 to 2871 and encodes 808 amino acids. Gene Ontology annotation, cellular component: microtubule cytoskeleton. The record is from RefSeq and is a predicted model, not a curated record. Gene Ontology annotation, biological process: microtubule cytoskeleton organization. NCBI's taxonomy places the organism in Eukaryota, Metazoa, Chordata, Mammalia, Chiroptera, Molossidae.
AGCCGCGACCACAGGAGAGGCUACGGAGGCUUGAGGCCCGGCGGUCCAGGGUGGGGUCGAGGCGGGCGGGACGGGCGCGCGGCGGCUCGAUCCCUGGGCACUGCGGGGGUGACUCUCCCCGCGUCGCACUUGGUACAUGCCAGCGAAGAGGCCAGGCCCAGCCCGGGCGGUACAAUAGGGUUGGGCCGCAGCCGGGACUGGGCCGGCGCCGGGCAGGGAGCAGGGUCGCAGCCGGAGCCGUCAGACUCUGGGCAGCCGGCAACUGAGCCUCGCAGAUCACCAGCCGAGCCAGCCUCUACCUUCCCCGGAGCGCCCCCCACUCGGAGUCGUUGCCCGCCUGGGCGGGCUGGGCGUGAUGCGCCGCGGGACCCCUGUCCUGGCCGCUGGCCGCCGCCGCCGCCGCCGCUGAGACUCCCCCCAAGACACCCCAGUGACGCUGCAGCCAUGGAGAGCGGCCCACUUGCCGAGCCGGGUGCCGGCGCACCCCCAGCUAUGGCAGCCAGGACCCCGCCAGAGCCGAGACCUUCUCCAGAAGGUGACCCCUCCCCUCCGCCACCACCGCCACCGAUGUCAGCCCUGAUCCCCGACACUCCCCCGGACACCCCUCCUGCCAUGAAGAAUGCCACUAACUCUAAGCAGCUCUCACUGGAACCAGAGAGCCCCUCAGGGCUGGUUGGGCCUAGACCAGCCCCCCAGCAGGAAGAGUCCCCUUUCUCAGAAGUGAAGAUCAGGGGACCCACCCCACCAGCCACAGGCCCACGGGAUUCCAGGCCUCCUCGAAGGAGCAGCCAGUCAUCCCCAACGGCAGUGCCAGCCUCCGACAGCCCUUCGGCCAAGCAAGAUGUGAAGAAGGCAGGAGAGAGACACAAACUGGCAAAGGAGCGGCGAGAAGAGCGGGCCAAGUACCUGGCAGCCAAGAAGGCAGUGUGGCUGGAGAAGGAGGAGAAGGCCAAGGCCCUUCGGGAGAAGCAGCUCCAGGAGCGCCGGCGGCGGCUGGAGGAGCAGCGGCUCAAAGCCGAGCAGCGCCGAGCGGCCCUGGAGGAGCGGCAGCGGCAGAAGCUCGAGAAGAACAAGGAGCGCUAUGAAGCAGCCAUCCAGCGGUCAGUGAAGAAAACGUGGGCUGAAAUCCGGCAGCAGCGCUGGUCCUGGGCAGGGGCCCUGCACCACAGCUCCCCAGGACAUAAGACCAAUCGAAGCCUGCAGCUGAGCGCAUGGGAGAGCAGCAUCGUAGACCGUCUCAUGACGCCCACCCUCUCCUUCCUGGCACGGAGUCGCAGUGCAGUAACACUGCCCCGCAAUGGCCGUGACCAGGGUAGGGGCAGCGGCCCUGGGAGAGCCCCCAUGAGGGGCCGGGCAGGGGCCAGCCUCGCGUGUGGGCCACAUCCCGACCGCACUCAUCCUUCUGCAGCCGUGCCGGUGUGCCCGCGCUCGGCCUCUGCCAGCCCCUUGAUGCCGCCAUGCAGCGCCCCCCGCAGCAGCGUGCACCGCUGCACCCCCUCCUCCGGGGAGCGUGGGGAGCGCCGCAAGCCCAGCUCACUGGGCAGCCCCACCCCGGUCCACCGCAGGCCCCAGGCCUCGCCGGUGCAGAAAAAGGAGAAGAAGGACAAGGAGCGGGAAAAUGAGAAGGAGAAGAGCGCCCUGGCCCGGGAACGCAGCCUCAAGAAGCGCCAGUCACUGCCUGCCUCGCCUCGCCCACGCCUCUCUGCUGGCACGGCCUCCGAGCUCAGUCCCAAAUCUAAGGCCCGGCCAUCCUCUCCCUCCACAUCCUGGCACAGGCCUGUCUCUCCCUGCCCCAGCCCAGGGCCCAACCAUGCUCUACCCCCAAAACCACCAUCCCCCCGAGGCACCACUGCAUCACCCAAGGGGCGGGUUCGGAGGAAGGAUGAGGCAAAGGAGAACUCCAGGGCAGCAGGACCCGAGGACAAGAACCAGAGCAAGGGCAAGGCCAGCGAAGAGAAGGAGCCUGCAGCCCCAGCUUCACCGGCACCCUCGCCUGUGCCCUCACCCACCCCAGCCCAGCCCCAGAAGGAACAGCCCACAGCUGAGGUCCCUGCAGAUACUGCUGUCCCGACCUCACCCCCUGCCCCUGCUCCCCCAGCGACCCCUGGCAAACCCAUAGCUGGCACCACAGACCGAGAAGAGGCUACUCGCCUCCUGGCUGAGAAGCGGCGCCAGGCCCGGGAGCAGCGGGAGCGCGAGGAACAGGAGCGGAAGCUCCAGGCAGAAAGGGACAAGCGAAUGCGAGAGGAGCAGCUGGCUCGGGAGGCCGAGGCCCGGGCCGAAAGGGAGGCAGAGGCCCGCAGGCGGGAGGAGCAAGAGGCCCGAGAGAAGGCGCAGGCCGAACAGGAGGAGCAGGAGCGGCUGCAGAAGCAGAAAGAGGAGGCUGAAGCUCGAUCCCGGGAAGAGGCAGAAAGGCAGCGUCUGGAGCGGGAAAAGCACUUCCAGAGGGAGGAGCAGGAGCGGCAAGAGCGCAAAAAGCGUCUGGAGGAGAUCAUGAAGAGGACUCGGAAGUCAGAAGCUGCUGAAACCAAGAAACUGGACAGAAAGGAAGCAAACACCAACAAUUCUAGCCCAGACCCUGUCAACGCCGGGGAGUCACGGCCCUCGGGGCUGCAGAAGGAGGCUGUGCAGAAAGAGGAGCUGGUUCCCCAGGAGCCUCAGUGGAGCCUGCCAAACAAGGAGUCACCAGGGUCCCUGGUGAAUGGCCUGCAGCCUCUCCCAGCACACCAGGAGAAUGGCUUCUCCCCCAAGGGACCCUCUGGCGAAAAGAGUCUAGGCCGAACAGCAGAGGCCCUCCUGCCCUUCGCAGAGGCAGACGCCUUCCUCAAGAAAGCUGUGGUGCAGCCCCCGCAGGUUACAGAAGUCCUUUAAGGGGUUGCCUUGGAUCCAGGCACAGCUAUGAGGGCUCCUCUGCAUCAUCUACCAGGAUGUCUGGAAAAGAAAGAGACAGAACAAAGCCGGAAGUGGCCUGGGCCCCUGGGGGUGGGUCCUCUCUGUUAUUUUUAAUCAGCACCUUAUAGACUGUUGUCUCUGGCUGGAGCAAGGCCCUGCUCCUCAGUGCAUUUGUGUGCUCACACUUGCGGACACCUCCCAUACACACAUACACUCACAGCCUCUGUGGCCUCCUCCCCUGGGGAAGGGCCGCCUGUAGUAUUUGCCUUGGUUUGGUGGGGUCAGUGGAUGUGAAUACUGUAAAUAGCUUGUGCUCAGACUCCUCUGCCUAGAGGGGGCAUGUGCAGGAGGCAGACCCUCCCAAGACUCCCUGGGGAGAUCUUCCUCUCUCUAUUUAACUGUAACUGAGGGGGAGCCCAGGUCUGGGGAUGGGGGGCACCUUGGGCCACAGGAUGCUGAUUGCUUUAGGGGUCCCCAUGCCCCUGCCCUCGCCUGGAAUCAGUGUUACUGCAUCAAUCAAACUCUCCAGAAAUAAAGUGAGAAUAAUCCUGCCA